CAACCACCCACGACUUUGUUUUUCUCCCGUGAACUCGCUCAAAACGCUGCAGGUCAUGUCUAGUCGAGCAGACCUCGAACGAGCAGACCCCGGGCCCGCUGUUCAGAACGCAGAUGAUGGUCACGGCACGACUCAAAAGAAUGCAAAAAGUGCUACAACAACUACAGGAGACUCGGACCUUGUGGCAGCGUGGAUGCAACGACUCCAGACGCUCACUGUUAUAACAACAUUUCUUGCUUCGAUCGACGGAGAACUCUUCACCCUUACCAGCGCAUCGUCGCAGGUGACAGUUAAUGCCAGCUUGAAAUCCCAGGAAUUCGUGUAUGCCUGUUUUACUGGUGCCCUCGUUUUCCAUGUCUGUGCUUCAAUACUGGGAUACCUGGCGUCCUUCGCUCUGAUUCGAUAUGAAGUCAUUGAUGCAACCCCUUCCAGUACAAAGAGCAAAGAGCUGGGCGAGCCUUCUAAUUCUGGUUUACAGCACCAAAAGCAGCUCCAGCUUAGACCCAUUGUUCCUUUUGAAGCUGUCAAGAAGCUUCUUCAGACGCCCUUGGGGCUCCAAUUUCAAUCCAGGACGUCUACUCCCCCAAUAAAUCUCCUGACCCGGUGCUAUUUCACGACUUUGGCCCUAAGUGGUGUUGGCUUUAUCUUGGCACUUCUUGGUAUCGCUACUUACGCAUGGUUUGGACUGCAGCACGUUGUUGGGAUAUUCACAACGGCUUGUAUAGGUGUUAGUUUCGUGGCAUGUGUGUGGGCGAUGGUGUACCCUUGACUACUUUCACUAUCACUUAUGUUACACUCGUUCACGACUUGUUUGAAGCUGUACACAACUUCGGGUGUUGUAUUCAAGGUUCAUUAAUGCCAAUAUUGGUAUCAGCAUCGCAAACGGGAAAUCAUCGGUUCAGACGUUCAAGAAUAAAG
Messenger RNA from Suillus paluster, 918 nucleotides. RefSeq lists its product as uncharacterized. The transcript is spliced from 4 exons. The record is from RefSeq and is a predicted model, not a curated record. NCBI's taxonomy places the organism in Eukaryota, Fungi, Basidiomycota, Agaricomycetes, Boletales, Suillaceae. The coding region runs from base 56 to 769 and encodes 237 amino acids.